UGCUGAUUUGCUUUUGCGCGUUUUAUUCCGCUUAUUUAGAGCAGCAGAAGGACUGACGGGUCUUAAGCACGUAGCACUCUGUGUCACAAUAUGCAAGGCAGCACCCACUGACUUCCUCAAACCGGUUUCACCGAGCUGCAGGAGGCGGAUAACUUUACAGCACUCUCUCUGUCUCUCUCUCUCGCUCUGUCUCGGCCACUGCACUGUUUGGAUUCAUUCAGCUCGUUUCUCCGGGAGACCAACUACUAAUCGCUACGAUGCACCAACAGCUGAGGGGAGAGAGUGACUACGAGCAGCUACCUGAUGACGUGCCUGUUUCUGCUCAUGUCGCCGAUGUGGAACAGGCCAAAGGAAUCUCGGCCUAUUUCAUGUUUGUGAUCCAGGUGAAGCAGAAGGGAGACGGGAGGUACUUCAUAUUCCGUCGUUACCGACAGUUCCACAGCCUCCAGGCGAAGCUCAGGGGCAAGUUCGACCCAGAGAACAACAAGAACUUCAACACCUGCGUCUUGCCGGCUCUGCCAGGGAAGGUUUACCUUGGCAACAAGCAAGAGAUUGCAGAGAAACGGAUUCACGAACUCAACAUCUACAUGAAGAAACUCCUGGCCCUUCCGGCCUGGAUCCUCCUGGAUGCGGAUCUGCGGAUUUUCUUCUACCAGACCACGGAGGACAGCGUGCAGGUACCAAAGUCCCUCCGGAGGCUGAGGCCGCCGACCCGCAAAGUCCAAACCAAGACUGUAAAGGAAGAAGUGAUCCCAGAAGAUGAGAAGCCCUGGGCCGAGGCUCUGUAUAACUUUACUGGGGCAAAUGACUUGGAACUGACAUUCAAAGCUGGCGACAUCAUCUAUCUGCUGAAGAAAGUUAACGAACAGUGGUUCGAGGGCAUUCACAGUCACAGCACAGGCAUCUUCCCAAAAUCUUUUGUGAGAAUCAUCAAAGAUUUAUCGCAAGAGGUGGCCACCAUUCAGGAGGACAGGAGGAUCGUGGCUCAUUGGUUCCGUUGUGUCCAUCACAAAGAAGACUGUUGUGAGAUCAGGGACAUCUACCUGAAGACUGGCAUCUCUCUGCAGCCAGAAUACAAGAUGCUCUUGUCCAAGAUGAGGGCCGAAUUUGAGACCGAGGACAUCGCUCUCAACUACUGCGACCCGGAAGGAGACCUGGUGCGUAUAUUGGACGACACGGACUUGGAGCUGAUGGCGGUGGAGGCUGAGGAAAGGCCAAAGGUCACCAAGGCCGACUUUGUCCCGUGGCGUGUGCACGUGAGCAGGAAGCACGAUCUCACCGUCUACAAUAUCCACCCGUGAACCACUACCCACCGACUAAUGGCCAGUUUAACGGAUUAGCCUCUUUGCUGCAAUACUAACUUGGAGAUCAUUUAAUAUUGUCAUGACUGAUCCCCUUUUCACUGAAGUGGGAACUAAGUUAUUCUACGUCUGGUUUUGGACGGGCGUACGUCACCUCCCGUCUCUCGCCUUGCUUCGAGGAUGCAUUUGUUGAAAGAUGUCCUCCAGCUUCCAGCAACCACAAUCAUCCGCUGAUCUUCAAUUUCUGUUUUUGGCCAUUGGUUGUAGCCAUUGAAGGCAUGGGAGGGCGGCACGGUGGCGCAGCGGGUAGAGCUGCUGCCUCACAGCGCCAGAGACCCGGGUUCGAUCCCGACUACGGAGUUUGUACCUCCUC
Amblyraja radiata (thorny skate) is the source of this 1674-nucleotide messenger RNA. It is a transcript of the gene ncf4, whose product is annotated as neutrophil cytosolic factor 4. The coding region runs from base 258 to 1301 and encodes 347 amino acids. Gene Ontology annotation, biological process: superoxide anion generation; respiratory burst; phagocytosis. The record is from RefSeq and is a predicted model, not a curated record. Gene Ontology annotation, molecular function: phosphatidylinositol binding; protein binding; superoxide-generating NADPH oxidase activator activity. Gene Ontology annotation, cellular component: NADPH oxidase complex; cytoplasm. The transcript is spliced from 10 exons. Lineage: Eukaryota; Metazoa; Chordata; Chondrichthyes; Rajiformes; Rajidae.